AUGAUUUAAUCAAAAAUGAUAGAAAAAAUGGAAGAUCUGUUUUGUUCUUUGAAUCAUAAGCUUCCAGUGCUAAUGAUUUCUUGUGAUAAAGAUCUCAAGAAUAAUUAAAGACUUUUAUGUAGUCUAUGUAUGGAAAAUUUAGAAUCAAAAACCCAAAUAAUGAGUUUUAAAAAAACACUAGAAAAUAUUGAAUAAAAUUAACAGUCAAAGAAAGAAUCUGUUGAGAAUGUUUUAAUGAUUAACAUCAAAUAACUUGAAUAACUUUAAAAAACUCUUCAUCAAUUAAAAUCUAAUGUUGUUUAAUAAUUGGAUUAUAUGAUUGGAAAUGCAAAUGAAUGGAUCAAACAAAUUUGGAUAUGUGGACAAUCAAAUGUUACAUAUAGCCUCUUUGAUGAAAUUGAAAAACUAAUUACUCAAACAAAACUAGAUUAAUUCAACUAAUAAUCUAUAAUUGAUCAAAUUAAUUAAAUCAGCUAAUCAUAGAAUCAAAAGUUCAUAACUUUAUUUAUAAUAAAUAUCUAAAUGCCAUGCAAUUUAAUUAUUUGA
This is a messenger RNA of Paramecium sonneborni, 546 nucleotides long. The record is from the annotation of a GenBank genome assembly. NCBI's taxonomy places the organism in Eukaryota, Ciliophora, Oligohymenophorea, Peniculida, Parameciidae.